Oldenlandia corymbosa var. corymbosa is the source of this 864-nucleotide messenger RNA. NCBI's taxonomy places the organism in Eukaryota, Viridiplantae, Streptophyta, Magnoliopsida, Gentianales, Rubiaceae. The record is from the annotation of a GenBank genome assembly.
AUGGUAGGCAGGAGGAAGAAGGGGAAAGGUGUGAAAAAUAAAGGGAAUUCAGAUGAGGAAGCAGUAAAUAUCGCAAAACUGGGGAGUAAUUUGGGUUCUACUCGUAGAUCUGGGAGAAGCGAGGCUGCACAAAGACAGGAGGAGGAGCUCACUCGACUGAUUGAAACCAUUGAAGGGAAGACCCCGUCGAUAAGGAAGGGGAAAGGAGCCGGGGAAAGCAUGGGCACAACGGUGCUAGGAGAAGAGGGACAAAAGGUUACUGGUAAGGAGCGAUUGAGUGAAGGAUGUCUGAGUGGGAGGAAGAAGGAUGAAUUGCUACCUAGGGUUUCUGAACCCAAUGUUCGCCGACAGCUCAAUUGGGUGGAUAAAUCCGAAGAGGAAGCUGGGGGAAAUGCUUGGGAUCGUUUCAAUCCUGAAAAUGUAAAUGUUGCAAUGGAUAUGGACAUCGUACUGAGGAAAUGUAGAAUGAAGGUGACUGUUGUAGAAAAGAAAGUGCAGAAACCUGCAGUUGAGUGGAGGAAAGUGGAUACACCUGUGAGAGAGGUAGAGGGAUCUGCUGUUGGAACUCAUGAUCAGACGAAGAAGAUAAAAACCGUUAAACAGGUGUCAACUGAUGGUAAUGGUGAUAAAAAGGUCAAUGGUUGUCAAGAAUCUCAAAGGCAAAGGGGCAGUAUUGAGGUAGGUGGUGGUGUAGGGGAGAAGAGAGUUAGUACUGAUGACCAUGUUACUCAAGAUAUAGCUGCUGGGAUGUCUCAACCUAGGAUACCCAAAAAAACUGUUAGUGAAUUGGAUGUCGGUACUAACUCACAUAUUACAAAUAGGUCUGAGGAGGGAGCUAAGCCCAAUCUGGAUCCUAUUUUCUAA